GAAUCGAAGGCGUGGCUGAACGAAGAAAGCAUUGCUGAACACACGAGUCUCUCCAUAUACUCUUACCUCAUCCCUUAGCUAUUGCCAAUCCGUGCGCGUUUACCUCUCGAGAAAACGGUUAUUCACCUUUUCUAGAGAGAGAGAGGCUUUAGAGAGAGAAAGAGAGUGAAACGAAGGUGAACGUCAUUGACCUCAAACCACCGCAACCAUGGCGGCACCGGAGAAUCACCACACCGUUCCGUCGAAAACCAGAGAAGAAGGCGAACUCUCUAAUUCCGAAGAUGCUGACGAAAACCCCAAUGGAUCUAUGGUGCAAUCCACCCUUGCUGCAGGGUCCAGUUUUGUUCCUUCGGUGAAACAAAGUACCCAAGGCGUUCAAGGUGGAGGCUCCAAUAAUAUACAGAUGCGAACAACCAUACAACCAAUUUCACAGAAGAGCAUAAAAAAGAACCAGUUACCCCUUAAAUCUUCUCCAUGGACUGGUCAUGCAAGCGAUGAUAAAAAUCUUGUGAUAAGCUUUUCUGAUGAUGACAGUGGUAGUAGUGACUUUGAAAAAGGUACUGUUUUCAGGUCUGAAAGAAAUGUCAAGCGACCUAACUCAUCCUUGGAAUAUUCAAACAAGUUACAGUUACCACAAAAUAGUAGAAGUUUGCAGAAGGAAAUGCCCAAGAAAUUGCCUUCUAAUCGUACAUUUAUCCCAUCAACCACCAAGAUUCCUAGUUUAAACUCUAAGGGGGCUGGAUCCUGGUCAUUGGGACAAGGAUCACGAGCUAGAAAUUUCAAUCCAAUGAACAGAACUUUAGCUAGCCGAGAGCAUGGGCGUGACCAAGGAGCAGUAUCAAAUGACAAUAAACUUCAGGAUUUGCGGCAUCAGAUUGCACUUCGGGAAACUAAACUAAAGUUGAAGACAGCCCAGCUAAGUAAGGAGUCUGCUUUAGUUUUGGGUAGGGAUCAGAAUGCCACGAGCCUUAAGAAUGAAAAAACUAAGAAAAAUAUUCCAUUUUCAUCUGGAGCUGCACAAUUGGAGCCUAAAGAACCAGAUAUGAAGCGGAUGAAACUUGACACAACUCAUGAUACCUCUCAAGUUGUUGGUGGUCAGCAAGUUCCUGUUGUAAAAUCUAUAUUACCAUCAAAAGAUUCUCCAUCCGUAAACAUUUGUCCUCAGGAGAGAAACAUGGUUGAUCAUAACCAGAAAGAGAUUCCAUCACGUGGAGGAGAGUCAACAAUCAUCAAAUCACAAAGACAACCCGACAAUCAUCUUGGCAAUCCAUUACAAAAUAUGCCUUGUAAAGCAAGAGAAGGUGAUGUCAAUUAUGGUUGCAACCAGACUGGCAAAAGUAGUAGUCUGGUUGAUCCUUGUGCAACUUUCAACCAAAAUGCAAUCCCUGCAAAUUUGCCUUCCAGUUGCGCGCCAACUAAUUUAGAGGCAUUAAGCAAUGCUGUUCUUGUAAAUCAUCAUAAUGGUAAUGCAAGUGUCUCAGAGCAUAGCAGCAUUGAUUUACAGUCGCUUUUUGGUAUGGAAGAAUUGAUAGACAAGGAACUGGAGGAAGCUCAAGAGCACAGACAUAAUUGUGAAAUUGAAGAGAGAAAUGCACACAGAGCUUAUCUUAAAGCUCAGAGGUCUUUGCUUGAGGCUAAUGCUCGAUGCAACAAUCUUUAUCACAAAAGGGAGUUGUAUUUAGCUAAGCUACGAUCUUUGAUUUUGAAUAAUUCCAGUUUUUCUUGGUCUUUAGGACAGCACCAGCAACUUGAUAUAGGUCUAGAUUACGUACCUAAACUUGGAUAUCAAAUACCCACAUCAAGCUGUCUGAGGCAGGCUGAAUAUAAUAUUAAUAAUCCUAGUUUUGAUUCUAAUGAUCAAGGCAUCAAUAAUAGGCAAUCUGAUACUUCCUAUCACCACACAGAUGGAGCAAAUUUAGGAACUGAACAUUGCGUUGAACCAGAUGCUAGUACAUCUGAACCAUUGCCUCAAAGGGGUAAUCAUGACGCAGAUGGAGUGUACUCUCCUAUGGAUGAAUUUGAUACAUCAGAUAAUGAAAAUGAAGAGAUUUCUCUAGCUGAACAUGCUUCUAAUCAUUUUGAUGCUGGAUAUCAUAGAAAACAAGACUCCAAAGUGAAACAAAUGGAUAUAGAUACUACAUCAAAUGCAAAUUGUUCCACCGAUAGUCCUCAGGAUUCUUUGCUUCUUGAAGCAACAUUAAGGUCUGAAUUAUUUGCACGAUUAGGGAAAAGAGCUAUGAAGAGUAGUAGUCCAAGCAACAACAUUCAGACUGCUGAACGAGGUACUGAAAAUGAGGUUGGAAAUGAGAAAAGCCAACUGCAUCAUGGACGUGUCCCAUUGUCUAAUGCAGAAAACAAUGAUCUUAAAGGCAUUGAUAGGGAAGAAAGGAGCAUCCAUCUGGAUUCCAAUGAGAUUCAAAGUCAGCAAAUCAUUGGUGGAAAUACUUUGAAUGUCAACUACUGUGCUGGUUCAGGUGAUCGAGGGGAUAUGCCUUUUCAAGAUCAUCACUCAACUAAUUCGGUGAACAUUCCACCUUUGACUUUUAGGAGUGUAUUUAGUGAUCUGAGAGAAAUGUCACCAUUUACUUCUAAUCAAUUACUAAAUCAAAAUAAGUCCACUCCUGAUAAUGAUGGUCAAAGUCAAAAUGCUACUUGCCUCAGUUCUGAUGAAGCAAAGAGGGACAACAUGAUGGCAGUUUCAAUGCCUGUCACCAUUGGGAAUUUAUUUUCAGAAGAAGGCUCUUAUGGCUGCAGUCCUGAAGUUGAUCCAUUUUGGCCACUUUGCAUGUAUGAGCUGCGAGGAAAAUGCAACAAUGACGAGUGUCCUUGGCAGCAUGCGAAGGACUAUGGUGAUGGAAACAUUAAUCAGCAUCAAGAUACUGGUUUCAAUAAUGGAGCAGAUUCUCAAGAUAGAUUACCGUUGCAUCAAAUAAAUUGUAAUGGGGUAACAAAAGUUACCAAAUAUCACAAAGCUACUAUUCUGCCAACAUACCUUGUUAGUUUAGAUGUUCUGAAAGCGGAUCAAUUUGCAUAUAAACCUAUUGCUGCACAAAGGAUUGCUCAAUACUGGCAGCAGCAUUUCAGUAUCACUUUGGCUACAAUGAAUUUGCUACAAAAUGGUUCACCCGCAGAUGGUCCAUUAUCACAUGGUGGUGGUGAACGCAUUGAGGUCCAUGGGGCAUGGAGCAAGCAGUUAUCUAUUCAGUGGAGAAAUGGAGUUGGGAAUCAAAUUAAACAGGCUAUGGCGGAUAGUGAGCAAGCUGUUGAGACGGCUCUUCUUAUUCUCAACCAGGAAAUCAAUAAGUUGCAAGGGGUGCGAAAGGCUCUAUCUGUACUGUCCAAAGCUCUGGAGACUAAUCAAACAUCUGUGGUAAUCUGGAUAGUUUACAUGCUUAUUUACUAUGGAGGUUUGGGGCAAAAUGAAACGGAGGACAUGUUCUCAUGUGCGGUUAAGCUCUAUGAAGGAUCUUAUGUACUGUGGCUCAUGUACAUCAAUAGUCGGAUAAAGCUUGAUGAUCGGUUAGCGGCCUAUGAUACUGCCUUCUCUGCUCUCUGUCAGCAUGCAUCUGCUGUUCCUGAAGACAGAGCAUGCGAAAGUGCAUGCAUCUUAGAUUUAUUUCUGCAGAUGAUGGAUUGUUUAUGCAUGUCAGGGAACGUUGAAAAGGCCAUUCAGAAAAGUUGUGAAGUUUUCUCGGCUACAACUAAAUCGGAUGAGCCCGAUCUUCUGCCACUCUCAGAUAUACUCAAUUGCUUAACAAUUUCUGACAAAUGUGUGUUAUGGAUUUGUUGUGUUUACUUAGUUAUUUACAGGAAACUGCCUGGUGCUGUUGUUCAGAAGUUUGAAUGUGAGAAAGAUCUCCUGGACAUUGAAUGGCCUUUUGUCAGUUUAUCAGACAAUGAAAAGGAGAGGGCUGUUAAACUUAUGGAAACAGCAGUUGAAUAUAUAAACUCACGUGCCUUCACAAUGGAUAGUGAAGUUGAUCUCAAGUAUGCCCAACAUUUUGCUCUCAAUCAUCUGAGAUGCAUGGUUGCUCUUGAUAGUCUAGAAUGUUCAAGGAUUUUGUUUGAUAAAUAUAUUCAGCUAUACCCUUUCUGCAUAGAGUUGGUCUUGGUGUCAGCUCAAAUACAGAAACAAGAUUUUGGUGUUGGUAAUUUCGUGGUAUUUGAGGACGCAAUUAGUAGAUGGCCAAAAAUAAUUCCCGGAAUCCAGUGCAUUUGGAAUCAAUAUAUUGCAAAUGCUAUCCAUAAUCAAAGAAUUGACCUUGCAAAAGAAAUUACAGUCCGAUGGUUCCACUCUGUAUGGCAAGUGCAGGAUCUCCCGUACGGCACGAUGAAUGUCACUGAUGAUGUCAAUUCUUCUGGCUUAUUGGGAUCAGGGUCAAAAAUUGUUGCUGACACAUCAAUUUCUGGUGAAAAACAGAUGGAUAUGACGUUUGGAUAUCUUAAUCUUUCUGUUUAUUAUUUUUUCCAGAAUGAUAAAACAGAAGCAUGCAUAGCUGUUGAUAAGGCUAGGAAUACUGUCAAAUUUGUGGGUUUAGAGCCAUAUAUAAGAAAAUAUGUAAUGUUUCUGGUUUGUGAUGCAUCAAGCUUAAAGGAAGAUGAUUCUACGAGUGCUAUCAAGAAGAUGUUUGAAGUGUAUAUGGAUGGUUCCUCCCAGGCGUUGCUAGCCCCUAGGGUGCUAACGAGAAAAUUUCUUGACAACAUCAAGAAGCCAAGAUUACAGAGUCUCAUUGGCAACAUAUUAAAGCCAGUUUCAUUUGAUUGUUCUCCACUAAAUUUGAUACUUCAAUCAUGUUUUGGUUCAUUUCUUUUACCUCAAACUGUAAGUGACCCAAAACAUCUGGUGGAUUUUGUUGAAGGCAUUAUGGAGGUAGUUCCUUACAACUUCCAAUUAGCUAUUGCUGUUUGCAAACUAUUGAGCAAGGAUGGCAGUUCUUCUGAUCUAAACUCAACCAGUCUCUGGUUUUGGGCCUGUUCAACCUUGGUUAAUGCAAUAUUGGAUUGCAUCCCAAUACCACCAGAAUAUGUCUGGGUGGAAGCUGCAGAGUUUCUGAAAAAUGCUGUGGGCAUUGAGACAAUAUCACAGAGGUUUUAUAAAAAGGCUCUGUCAGUGUAUCCAUUUUCUAUUAUGUUGUGGAGAUGUUACUAUAAGCUGUUUCUGUCUACAGGAGAUGCAAAUAAAAUUGUUGUAGAAGCAAAAGAAAGGGGUAUUAACAUUGAUUUAGUUACUACAGAUUGAAUGUCAAAUAGGAGGGCCAAUUUUGGUUGUCACAUGGAGGCCUCAACUUAGAUGGUUUUUUCACUUAAUUUUUCAACAUAUUGAAGCAGAUUUGAUUACAGAAAUUUCUUAUACAGGUAAGUAAACUGUGAAUAUAUAGCAAUGUCAAGGUAACUUCUUAGAAAUAUAAUAUACAGUUGGGCUGAAGAAAAUUUUGGAUAACAGUUUUUCCUUUUGUUGUCUUCGUUUUGGUUGCUAAGCCCUGAACUCAUGAUAAGGGCUGUUAGAUUAGGCUGUUAGGAUUUCUUGUUUUUCCACAUAAUAUGCUCUGAAUGUUGUAUUCUUUUGACAUUUUGUUUUCAUAGGUUGUUACGUUACAGAUGAGUGAAAAGAACAUUUUUGUUGCCUACUUA
Messenger RNA from Vicia villosa (hairy vetch), 5631 nucleotides. RefSeq lists its product as uncharacterized. Gene Ontology annotation, molecular function: protein binding. Gene Ontology annotation, cellular component: exosome (RNase complex); nucleus. Lineage: Eukaryota; Viridiplantae; Streptophyta; Magnoliopsida; Fabales; Fabaceae. The transcript is spliced from 10 exons. The record is from RefSeq and is a predicted model, not a curated record. Bases 209 to 5239 code for a protein of 1676 amino acids.